UUCUGAAGCCACGUACACCUUUCUACUUCCAGGCCAGCUUCUCUUCCUCAAUCGGCCAGCCCUCCUUCCAACACGUACUGCUCCUACACCUCUUCUUGUCAACUCCCCCCAACGCGCGCGCGCGCACACACACAACACAGAGAUCAGCAUGGCAAUCUCUUCCCUUCUCCUGAACCCAAUAUACCCCCCACACCUUCCUCCAAAACCACCCACUCGCCUGCACAAAACCAGUAAACCCUUCACAUGCAGAAACAGCCUCCCGAAAACCACCACCACAAACCCUCUCUUAAAAGACCCCAACCACAAGCUCUCCUGGAAAGACGAGCUCCAAAACGCGUACCCCAAUGAGUCCUCCGCCCUGGAAUUCGACGUUUCCGAUGAGAAAUUCCAGGAACUUGUCGACAGGCGCUGUGCAGACAACCUCAGGAUGCUGAUUCUUGAUUCUGUCCAAAAGGCGAAAGCGGGCCACCCUGGAAUGGCCCUGGGGAUGGCUGAAAUCGGGGUUUUCUUGUACAGGCAUGUGCUCAAGUACAAUCCCAGGAAUCCCAGGUGGUUUAACAGGGACAGGUUUGUUUUGAGCGCUGGCCAUGGGUGUUUGCUUCAGUAUGUUUGCCUGCAUCUUGCUGGAUUCCAAUCUGUUCAGAUUGAAGACCUCAAACGGUUGUGUAAGCUUGGCAGUAGGACUCCGGGCCACCCAGAGAAUACAGUGACAGACGGCAUUGAAGUCACAACAGGACCUCUUGGACAAGGUGUAGCCAAUGCAGUCGGCCUUGCUCUAGCCGAAGCCCACUUAGCCGCUAGGUUCAACAAACCUGACGUUUCCGUCGUAGAUCAUCGCACAUAUUGCAUUAUGGGCGAUGGAUGUGCUAUGGAGGGCAUAUCGCAUGAAGCCGCAUCUUUAGCGGCACAUUGGAAGCUCAAUAAGCUCACAUUGAUUUAUGAUGAUAAUCGUAAUACAAUUGAUGGUUCCACUGACCUUGCAUUUACUGAGGAUAUCUCGUUGCAAUUUAAGGCAUUGGGUUGGAAUACAAUAACGGUGGAUGACAAUCAUAGCAAUAUGAGAUCGUUCAAGAGCGCAGUUUUGGCUGCUUAUAGAGAGACCGAAAGACCAACUUUUAUCCGGGUAAAGACGCGCAUAGGCAAAUUGUCGAAGAAGGAAGGGACGUCAAAAGCUCAUCAUGGAAUAUUUGACGAAGAUGAUGAGAAGCAAAUGAAACAAAAGGUUAAAUGGGACAAUCGAGAGCCAUUUUAUGUCAUUCCUAUGGUGUACAGGGAAAUGCAAGUGCAAGCAGAUCAUGGUGAAGAAUUAGAGAGGGAUUGGUGCUCCAAAUUGUAUUAUUAUCAAAGCAAGUACCCGCAAGAGGCUGUAGAAUUUAAGUCUCUCCUUUACAAUGGAAUGCUUCCAGGCUGGGAAAAUUCAUUACCGACAUGGUCUACAUCCGACCCUCUCGAUGCCACCCGAGGAUACUCUGAGAAGUGUCUCAACCAGCUUGCCAAAGUGCUUCCGGGUUUGAUAGGUGGAAGUGCAGAUCUUGCUUCCUCCAACAAAGUGUACUUACACGACUAUGGAGACUUUCAGCAACCGGCAUCUCCUGGGGGCCGGAACAUUAGGUAUGGAGUUCGCGAACACGCUAUGGCUGGAAUUUCGAAUGGCAUUGCAUUACACGGUGGUGGUUUGAUCCCAUUUGCAGCAACUUUCCUCGUAUUCUCCGACUACAUGAAAAACUCCAUUAGACUAUCUGCUCUAAGUCAUGCUGGAGUCAUCUACAUCAUGACCCAUGAUUCAAUCGGUUUAGGCGAAGAUGGGCCAACCCACCAACCCGUUGAGCAUCUUGUUGGACUUCGGGCCAUCCCCCGCUUGUUACUUUUCCGACCGGCAGAUGGCAAUGAGACCUCGGGAGUCUAUAAAGUGGCUGUCGCCAACCGAACCGUGCCAAGCGUGAUUGCACUGUCAAGGCAAAAGGUCUUGGCGCACGUGGAGGGAACAUCUGCGGAUGCAGUAGCAAGAGGUGGUUAUAUCGUGAGCGACAACUCUGGGCCAAAUUUGCCGGAGAUCAUAUUGAUUGGUACCGGCUCCGAGCUGUGCCUAUGUGAAGGCAGCGCCAGUGUGUUGAGGAAAGAAGGGAGAAGAGUGAGGGUAGUUUCACUUGUGUGUUGGAGGCUUUUCGACCAGCAACCGGCGGAAUACAAAGAGGAGGUGUUGCCUCCUGGCGUGCCGAGACGUGUUAGCGUGGAAGCAGGCUCCCCGAUCGGGUGGAGGGAAUACGUCGGGCCUGAAGGUGUGGUUCUUGGCGUGGAGGAGUUUGGAGCUAGUGGAGCACAUUUGGAUACAUUCAAGAAGUAUGGUUUUACAGAAGAAAAUGUCACCAGGGUGGCAAAGAGACUCCUCUCCCAGUAAAGGAGGAAUGGCCGUGAGCUGAGAUGCAAACUUUGACGGUAUAGAGCUGGUUAUAUGAUGUAUAACUUUUUUCUAAAAAUAAAUAGAUGAUGUGAGUAUUUAUAUUUUAAAAAUACACAAUUUUUUAUAAAAAAAAAAUAUAAGG
Molecule: messenger RNA, 2543 nt
Organism: Sesamum indicum (sesame)
Lineage: Eukaryota; Viridiplantae; Streptophyta; Magnoliopsida; Lamiales; Pedaliaceae
Product: transketolase, chloroplastic
Biological process (GO): pentose-phosphate shunt
Cellular component (GO): cytosol
Molecular function (GO): transketolase activity
Source: RefSeq, a predicted model, not a curated record